This is a messenger RNA of Geodia barretti, 1173 nucleotides long. Lineage: Eukaryota; Metazoa; Porifera; Demospongiae; Tetractinellida; Geodiidae. The record is from the annotation of a GenBank genome assembly.
AUGAAAAUUGACAAGAUCGAAUCCUUCUUCAUCGGUGGCGGUUAUGUGGUCCGUAUCCACACCGAUAACGGCAUCAGCGGUAUCGGUCAAACCGCCUGUUGGGGCUAUCCCGAAGCGGUUGAGAGAAUCGUGGCAACCUUUGAAAAAUACCUAAUCGGUCAGAAUCCUCUGCGCAUCGAACACCACUGGCAGUAUCUCUACCGCAUGGGUCCAUUUCGCGGCACCGCUCUCUGUGGCGCAAUCAGUGCGGUGGAUAUUGCGUUGUGGGAUAUCAAGGGAAAGCAUUUCGGUGUGCCGGUAUGGGAGUUGUUAGGGGGGAAUUGUCGUGACAAAAUUCGUCUGCAUCUUAUGGCUGGUGGGUCAACUCCAGAAACGAUGUUUCAGACUGCGAAAGAUACGGUGGAGGAAGGGUUCACUGCGCUGAAGUUCGAUCCGGUGGUCGGUGGCUAUCAGGACAUGGCACUGGAUCGCUUGGUCAAGACCGCUCGGGAUCUGGUUGCAGCGGCGCGAGAAGGAGGAGGUCCCGAUCUCGACCUCAUCGUCGAAGUCCAUCGCAAACUCACGCCGAUGAACGGGAUCGUCUUGGCAGAAGCGUUGAUACCGUUUAAUAUCUAUUUCCUUGAGGACCCCAUCCAGAUCGACAGCAUCGUGUCGCAGGCGGAACUCGCCAAGCGGAUGACCGUCCCCUUGGCGAACGGUGAACGCCUGACCACCAUCUGGGAAUUCCGUGAAUUGCUCGCUGCCGGUGGACCUCAGUAUGUCCGACCGGAUGUAGCAUUAGCAGGCGGCUUGACCCAAUGCAAAAAAAUCGCUGCAAUCGCUGAGUCCUACCACAGCGCGGUUGUCACCCACAAUUUUUUGGGACCGUUGACCACAACCGCCUCGUUACACCUCGACACGAGCAUCCCGAACUUCAUCACCCAAGAGUACACUAAGGGUGACGAAUCGCCUAAUAACGCUGUUUACAAAACGUGCUAUCAGCGUGAGGGCGGUUAUAUUCCGAUUCCUGAAGCACCGGGACUCGGCGUGGAGUUGGACGAUAGUCUGAUAGAGCAGCCCCUACCAACCGAUGAACACCGGUCAGACCCUGUUGCGCGAAGAUGGCUCGGUCGCUUACGCUGUGUGAUGGAUAACAGACAGAAGGGAGAGCAACUCAUAUUAAAGCACACUUAA